Molecule: messenger RNA, 1117 nt
Organism: Cebus imitator (Panamanian white-faced capuchin)
Lineage: Eukaryota; Metazoa; Chordata; Mammalia; Primates; Cebidae
Gene: FAM174C
Product: family with sequence similarity 174 member C
Exons: 3
Coding region: 250-648 (132 amino acids)
Cellular component (GO): extracellular region
Source: RefSeq, a predicted model, not a curated record
GCUGGCGCUCGUGGGUUCUGCCUGCCGCGCCUUGCCGGGGCUCCCACGGGCGGGGUCCGCGAAAAUGAGGCUCAGCGGCAGGCGUGCGGGGCAGUCUGGGUAGCGCUCCGGCGCACCCGGCCGAGGCGGGAAGGGGGCGGGGCCGGGCGUCGAGCUCCGCCCCUGCGCCCCAUUGGCCGGCAUCGUCCCAGCGUGCCUGACUGACAGCCGCGCGUAGGGGCGGGGCACCGCCACCGCUUCCACCGGGCCAUGGGGCCGAGCGUGUUGCCGCCGCCUCUGCUGCUGCUUCUGCCGGUGCUGCUGCUGGCGGCAGUGCCGUGCGGUGCCGAGGAGGCCUCGCCGCCGCGGCCCGCAGAGGCCACACUGUCGCCGCCACCGGCCGUGACGAACGGGAGCCAGCCCGGCGGUCCGCACAACAGCACGCACGCGCGUCCGCCGGGAACGUCGGGCUCGGCGCUGCUGCGCUCCCUCUACGUGAUCAUGGGCUUCUGCGGCCUUGCCGUGCUCUACUUCCUCAUCCGGGAGUUCAGGUUGAAGAAGCCUCAGAGGAGGCGAUACGGCCUCCUGGCCAACACCGAGGACCCCACCGAGACGGCCUCGCUGGACAGCGAUGAGGAGACGGUCUUUGAGUCUCGGAAUCUGAGAUGAUGCUGAGCCAGGGAGGCGACCUUUCCAUGAGGGAAGGACAGGAGACAGGGCCCACCCAGUGUCCAGCAACCCCCACCCCACUGCUUAUUCUGCGGACCUCCGGGCUGGCCUCACCCAGUGCCAGCCUCACCCAGUGCCAGCUUGAGAGUCCUUUUGGACCCUGUGCAGCCCGCCCUCCUGCUGCUGCCCACACCCGCCGCCAGACAGCACAGCCUCGCCUCCCGGAUGCCACCCCAGCCUGGCUGAGGGUCCCGGUGAAGACCGGAGGGGCCCCGAGAACCACUGCCCAGGACUCUGAGGCCACCUUACCUGACUGUGACUUGUGCCUCUCCCCUGCCUCCUCGGGGACAUGGCAGCCCUGAGCCAAGGCUGGGUGGGCAGGUGACCCAAGGGACCUGUGUUGGAACACUUUCCUGCUGGGCUGGAACAAUAAACAGCCAUGUCUGCUGCUGGUGCUGACCUCACGCCA